GCUGAGAGUGGGCGGGGCGUUCUGGCGGGUUGGGGGAAAUGGCUUCGGGGUGCUGUGAGAGCUGCUAGGCUCAAUUUAAGUAGAGUGGAGCCGUGCUGACCAGACCAGAGGAAUAGUAGCUCUGCUCUGCUUGAAUAGAAUCUUCCAGAGUGGAGUAGAGAAUGGCUGUUGAACAUCCUCAAGGCACCUGCAAGACUGUGAAUCAAGGUUGAGACCAAGAAUUAUUUCUGAAAAAGAAUAUUUAUGGAAUAGAAUCAUCCUGAUGGGAGAUAAUGGAAAGACUUAUAAAAAACAGCAUUGAGUGUUCAAGUUUCAGAGGUGAUUGGGAAUGUAGAAGCCAGUUUGAGAGAAAACAGGAUUCUCAGGAAGGACAUUUCAGUCAAAUGAUAUUUACUCCUGAAGACAUGCCCACUUUCAAUACUCAGCAUCAGAGAAUUCAUACUGAUGAGAAACUCCUUGAAUGUAAGGAAUGUGGGAAGGAUUUUAGUUUUGUGUCGGUCCUUAUUCGGCAUCAGCGAAUUCAUACUGGUGAGAAACCUUAUGAAUGUAAAGAAUGUGGCAAGGCCUUUGGUAGUGGUGCAAACCUUGCUUACCAUCAAAGAAUUCAUACUGGUGAGAAACCUUAUGAGUGUAAUGAAUGUGGGAAGGCCUUUGGUAGUGGCUCAAACCUUACUCAUCAUCAGCGAAUUCACACUGGUGAGAAACCAUAUGAAUGUAAGGAAUGUGGGAAAGCCUUUAGUUUCGGAUCAGGCCUUAUUCGACAUCAGAUAAUUCACAGUGGUGAAAAGCCUUAUGAGUGUAAGGAAUGUGGGAAGUCCUUUAGUUUUGAAUCAGCCCUUACUCGGCAUCACAGAAUUCACACAGGUGAGAAACCUUACGAAUGUAAGGACUGUGGGAAGGCUUUUGGCAGUAGUUCAAACCUUACUCAACAUCGAAGGAUUCAUACUGGUGAGAAACCUUAUGAAUGUAAAGCAUGUGGAAUGGCCUUUAGUAGUGGUUCAGCCCUUACUCGGCAUCAGAGAAUUCAUACUGGUGAGAAACCAUAUAUAUGUAACGAAUGUGGGAAGGCUUUUAGUUUUGGAUCAGCCCUUACUCGACAUCAAAGAAUUCAUACUGGUGAGAAACCGUAUGUAUGUAAAGAAUGUGGGAAGGCUUUCAAUAGUGGCUCAGAUCUCACUCAACAUCAGAGAAUUCACACUGGUGAAAAACCCUAUGUAUGUAAGGAAUGUGAGAAAGCCUUUAGAAGUGGUUCAAAACUUGUUCAGCAUCAAAGAAUUCAUACUGGUGAGAAACCCUUUGAAUGUAAGGAAUGUGGGAAGGCUUUUGUUAGUGGCUCGAAACUUAUUCAGCACCAGCUAAUUCACACUGGUGAAAAACCCUAUGAAUGUAAAGAAUGUAGAAAGUCCUUUAAUAGUGGUUCAGAUUUUAAUCGGCAUCGGAGAAUACACACUGGUCAGAAACCCCAUAAAUGUAGGGAAUGUGAGAAGGCUUUUGGUCCUGGAUCGAGCCUUACUCAGCAUCAGAGAAUUCGUAGUGGUGAGAAACUUCAUGAAUGUAAGGGAUAUGAGAAGGCUUUGGGGAAGGGUUCACAAAUUUGGCAACAUAAGAAGAGUCAUGCUGGUGAGAAGCUCUGUGAAUUGGAAACUCUAUAAAUUAAAAUUAUAUGGUUAAGGAAGCAAAUGACACAUAAGAAAAUUCAUGGUAGUGAGAGUCCCUACAAAUGUAAAAGGUACAAAUGCCAAUCAAUUAAGGUCCUUUACCAAUCAAUCUGAGAAAAUACUUAACAGAAAAUUGAAAAACAUUCUGAAUAAUUUGAAAAUCUUUAUCUAAAUUCAUUCCUUCCUUCCUUUCAGAAUAUUCAUACUUGUGAAUGUUAAAAAUUGAAAAACCUUUCAUUUUGUAUAUUGGUUUUAUUUUACGCAUUGCAAUAUACUUAGGGGCUAAGGCUGCUACUUUCUUUUUAGUAUUCCUUUUUUUUUUAUUAUGCAGAAUGAUUGAUCCAUUUCAAAAUCCUUUAAGAUUAUUGUUGAGUGUCUAAAUUUACCCUCUUUCUUCCUCAUUUCUCAUCUGAACACCAUUUGUUUAACACCCACAUCGAUUUUCAUAUUUUUUUAACUGCCACUUGAUGGUAAGUUAUAAUUUUACAUAUAUAAAGGUUGGAUUAUUAGGUCAGUCUUUUUUUUUAUAUACUUGCUUGUUUGUGUUUAUAUCUGUGUUUCACCCUGUUUGUGUUAAGUUACUUUCAAGUACCCUUUAGUAGCUUACGGAUGUGUACCUUUUGUUUUGGAAGAUUGUUAUAUUUUCCUUUUACAAAUUUCAUACCCUUCUUUUUUCAGAACAGUUUUCCUCCAUGAAAAUGUGGGUAUGGGUAAAAAAUAUCUGUAGUCUUGCCAGUCGUAGACAAUCACUGUCAAAUUUUUGAAGCAAAUCCGUUAAGAUUAUAUCUGGCAUUGUUUUUGAAAGAAAAAGUAUGCUAUAACCAGCCUUUAAUAUUCCUUGUAAUUAUGUUGUUACUAUUUUAUUGACUUGCAAGUAUUCACCUGUUUUUAUCAAACCUCUAUUUUGUCAAAUACUGAAAAUUUUGCCAUUAUAAAGUGUUACCUUUUUGGCCCCUUUUGAUUGUGUCUGCUUUAUUUAUUCUUCAUUUUAGAGAUACUGUAUGGAUCUCCUCUGCUUUUAAUGAUUUACAUAGCUGCCCUUUUACCAACAUCCCUGAUCUCAGUUACUUCCCCAGUGUUAACCAACUUCCUUAUUCUUCCAGAUGCUUUUAUAUGCAUAUAUGAUGUAUUUUUGGUAAUGUGGGCAUAAUUAGUGUACUUCAGAGGCUUGUUACAUGAAUUCUACCGUUAAGCGUAUCACAAUAAAUACUUGGUUAGUUUAGCCAUCA
Messenger RNA from Sus scrofa (pig), 2887 nucleotides. RefSeq lists its product as uncharacterized. Lineage: Eukaryota; Metazoa; Chordata; Mammalia; Artiodactyla; Suidae. The record is from RefSeq and is a predicted model, not a curated record. Gene Ontology annotation, biological process: regulation of transcription by RNA polymerase II. Gene Ontology annotation, molecular function: DNA-binding transcription factor activity, RNA polymerase II-specific; RNA polymerase II cis-regulatory region sequence-specific DNA binding.